Lymnaea stagnalis (great pond snail) is the source of this 7052-nucleotide messenger RNA. NCBI's taxonomy places the organism in Eukaryota, Metazoa, Mollusca, Gastropoda, Lymnaeidae. The record is from the annotation of a GenBank genome assembly.
AGAUGGGAUCAUGACGAGCGUGUGUUGACCUACCAAGUACCGUCAAUAGAUGCUACAAAGAAAUGUUUUCAGCUGUUCGGUGAAUGAAAAUUAAUUAGUGAUGUAUUUUUUAAACGGAUAUUUUUGAAAAUCACCAAAAUGUUUCAAGAAGAUGAAAAGGAAUGGAUUCUUGAGGCCAUCAAUCAUUUGAAACAUAGAAAAGCUCGUCCCGAUUUGUCGCGUAUUAGUCUGCGGAUGAAAAGAAAAUAUUUUAUGAGUUUUGCGCAAACUAAAAAACUUCUUGAAUCACUUAUUGAAAGUGGCAUUGUUGUCAAGGCUGUUUACAAAAAUAACACAAGUUAUAGAGAUGUGUCAAAGUGGAAGAAAGGGCGAUUAGGUGGCCAAAUUUUAAACUCAAACAAAAUGCUAAAGCGAUUCAUUCGAGCUAUAGAGGCAAUAGAAAAAACGAAAGGCACGGGUGUUUUAGCCAAAGACAUUGAAGAGUAUUUAGGGAGUCAGGGAGAAGAAAAGUGUUUUUUGUCAGGACCAGCACUAAGGGAUGCUUUAGAAAACGAAAUUUGUAAUGGUUAUUUGAAAAGAACUUUUAAUGGAACUAGAGUGCAUUAUACCAUAAACAGUGAUAACAUAGAGAAUGUGCAUCAUUUCUUGCAAGAAGAUGAGAAUAGCCAACUACAGGAUUUCAUAAUUGACAGUAACUCAACUUCAACACCACAAAUGGGUCUGCUUCUGACAAGUGUACUAGCAGCCAUCAAUGAAACUGAGCGUUCUGAAGACAUGGGAUCAACUCUUUUAGAUAUUAAAGAAAUCUUAAUUCUUAAAGGCAUUCGUUUUUCUGAUGAUAUAUUUUUGUCAGAAUUUUUAGAAAAUAGUACCAAAAAAGGCGUUUUAACAAAAAGUUUUCAUGACUCAGUAACCUACUAUGCGGAAAAUAAAAAAUUCACAAAGCAGUUGGAAAUAGGAAAAGGUGUAAUAGAUAGUUCACCAGAGGGUAGCUCCGGCAGACAUUUUAAUUUAGAAAAAAUAAAAGACAGUGGUGAUGAGACCUCACGAUCAGAUUCAAUUGUAUCAAAAUGUCAGCAGGAAUAUGUAUCGAAACAUGCACAGCAAGCUGUUCCCCUGCGUCCUCCAUCAAAACGGAAAGUAAGUAUAUGCGCACAUCCCUAGUCUGUUUUACAAUGCCUCACUUUCAGGAGCAAGAAAUUUAAUACAGUUGUCACAUCAGCCUUGUCAUAGUCUAUAGAUAUAAGGAUUAGAGUUUGUGGCGGGUGGGCAAAUUGUUGAGAAGUUUUGUUUUAAAAAAUGGGCCUAAUCCUAACAAAGAUAAUGUGCCUUACUUCAACACUUUGAUACGGGAGAACAAUUUAUUAAUGAUCAUUAUAUUAAGUUUAGGUCUACUACUCAGUCUCAGUACUUAUUUUUAGGUGCAAUUUAACUCUUUUUUUUUUGCACAUUCCAUAAUGCAUAGUCAUACUGUUAGCAUUCCUAUAUAUAUAUUUUUUAACUUUGAUGUUAAAAUUCCACAUAGCAAAUCUUAUUAAUUAAAUAAAAUAAUAAAAGCCUCUGUCUUAAGCCUAAUUAAUAAUGAAGCAUGAUUAUGCUCUAUUUAUUUAAUAUAAAUAUAACUAAAAUUAAAAAGUAGUGAGUUUUGCUGUUGAACCAUUAGUCACUAGCCCAAUAUUUUUAUGAUACAAAAUGACAGACCUUUAACUUUAUUAUUAGCAUGUUACAUUUCUAUUUUAUAGAGAAUCGUGAAAGACCAUGGCCCUGAUUUUGAAAUAGAAAUGCCAACAAAAGUAAAAACCAAGUUUUCAGGUAAGAAUACUGUCAUUGUAGAAUUUAGCUGUGAAAAGUUACUUGAAGUCUUUUAUAUAUUAUUAAAGCAUUAUAUUUUCAUAUCUAUAAAAAACAACCAAAAAACAAAACAAAAAACAAGGUUAAUCACGUUAGCUAAUAACAUAAGGUAAACCAUCAUAAUAGCUAUUAUCUCUGUGUGAGUGUAGUUUGACCUUUAGUUUAAAAAUUAAAGUUGGUUGGAUUGGUGAAACGAUUUUGAAAUUAACCCUAUUAAAGGUAGUGUAUAAGAGUUAGAUUAAAUAAUGGCCCAUCAUAGUCAGGCAUAGUUUCUCCUCUUUCUUAAAUGAUCUUUCCUGAAUUUUCUUUUGUGCUUAUAGAUCAAUUCAAUGUUUCAGAAAACAAAGAUUCUGUUUAUCCAACACCAUCAGACUCACCUGCUUCAGAAAAAUCUGAUUUGAACAUGUAUCAGAGGUAAUAAAAUGUUCAUCUUUAACAGUCAAUUUUCAUCUUAUAAAUCAAAUCAAGAUGUUCACAAUUUUUUUUAAAUAAUGAAAAUGGCAUUUAACAUUGAUAUGAUGGAAAUUCAGAGUGAAUUGCUCAGUGCAAAUUUGGUAAAUAUACUUAAAAGAAUAGUGUUAUGAAGAAUACACAUUACUUACAAAUUUUAAUUUUGAAUUGGUUAAGAAAUGAAACCAUGCAAUUUUAACCCAUACAGUAACGGGCGCGUCUUUUUGCAGUGACCUACUUUUUUCCUUCUGACCCACACACAUCUAUUUGUCACAUAGAGAGGGGUAUAUUAUUUAAACACAAAAAUGAGGUUAUAACCUUUCACAACAGUCUCGGGCAGAAUGGUUAUUCAUAUGGGGAAUAGUCGAAUUUUAUUUUGUCUUUUAAAUUAUGAAAAUCGACCAUUUACUGAAUUUUUUAUGCAGAUCUGUAUUUGUUGUUUCCCAUGUCGCUACCUAGCGCUAUUGUUGAUGACCACUUACGCCCACUUGAUGAAACCUUUUGUUCUGAAACUAUUAUUGAGCUUUAAUUGGGAUUAGAUGAUUCUGAUGCUGAUGAAGAUAGGGAUGAAAUUUUUGAAGGAAGUUGGCCUACUAUACCUCAAAAUUUACUCCUACAGGAGCUUGUAGGUUUGACAGGUUUUAGACCUAGUGCCAACUUUGAUUGAUAUUGAUUUAGAUGAAUAUUGACUGGCCACUAUGCUGGCCACACAAUUCCCAAGUGUGCCAUUGCUAAUGAAAAGUGUGAACAAAAUACAAACACCCUUAUGCAAUCUGAAGAGAUAAUGCUUUACAUGUUAUUAAUUGUUUAAAACAAAAAAGUUACAAAAUAAUUUGCAGACCUAACAAAUUUUGGCUCAUUCCAAAAUAAUGUCUGGGUCACAGGGAAUAAUUAGCAAAGUAAUAGCCGGUACUGAGGCUAUACAUAGCAAAAAUAAAGUAGGCUUGUACCAGAAGGGUUAAAACUACCAAGAAUUGUUUACUUAUUGUUAAAGGUAGAGGUUUUUUCACUUACGCAACAGCUCUUGUCAAAAAUCAACUCAACCCUUGUCCCUCCACUGCAUUAAUAUAUCCUUUCUGGAAGAUAUGUGUUUUCUUUCAAAUAAUCAAAACUAAUAAAUAACUCAGGUUUCACACUAUCAUCUCUUUUUGUUAACAAAUCUUUCUGUUGUAAAUUACUUAUUACAGCUUUAAUUUUGAUAAGAAAAAAAGAGGAAGGCCAAAAAAGAAUCAGUCACAAACAUCAAGUAUACACAAUGAUCAUAUGGAGGAGGACUCUAAACAAGGGGCCCCUUCUGAAGUGUCCACAGUAGAAGAAGAUGAUACCAGUAUCACCUACCCUGAUAUUGCUGCAUGGAGUUCAGAGCAAGUGGCUUCUUAUUUCUCAAACAAAGGAUACUUUGAAGAGGCACAAAGCAUGCUAGAAAAUGUGAGUUUAUUCUUUCAUCCUAAUAUUUCAAUUGAAAUUAUUUUAACCCUUUACAGGGCAGAGGUACCUCCUCUUACAUCUCCUGAACAGGCACCACUUCUCCGGUUUUUAGUAAGAUUUAGGGUUACUUUAGUAAAAAAAAUCAAAUCUAAGGUGUAAGUCAACAAAUUUUUGUGAAAUAUAAAGGAAAAUGAAUGCAGAUUUAUAAUUUUACUCACAUGUUGCCAUUAAUCCUCAUAUGAACACAGAUAUUUGUAAAAAUAACAUAUUGUUUUUGAUUGUGAGUAAUCUAUUUACCAUUUACAAACACUGCCGCAAAAUCGAAGUUUGUAAAAUUCAACACUGCUUACUAUGCUGAUUUCACUAAUAUUACUAAUAAUAUUAAUAUCUAGUUCCAAUUUACAGUCAAUUCGUGCACUUUAAUGUCACUUAAAUUGAAUCCAGCGAAAUCUCCGCUAUCACUUGAAUAGUCAACAAAUAAUCGGCAAAAUCCACUUCGAAAAAAAAUAAUUUUUAAACCCCUAAGACUAAAAAAAAAUCGAUUAAAUACUUGUAACUGGCCCCCACUCUAUCCAGCUAUCGGAAAAACCGGAUGUAAACAAUAAGAAGUCUCGCAAAGACUUGGAGGUCACAAGUUUAUAACUAUGUCGUCACGGACCGGACGCUUUUGGACGUUUUGACCGUUCAGUACUAAAGAUGUUUUCAGCCGCUCUGCCUGGUAAAGGGCUAACUCUUUAACAAUUUAAACUUCCUUCACCGUGAGAUAAAUUAUUUCUUACCCUAAAAAUUGAGCAAAUAUUUUAUCAGGGAUAAGGGUUUGCACACAAUUUUCCUCUCAAGAUACAUCUUAUUAAAAACUGAGUAAAAUUCAAAUACAUUUUGAAGUUGAGCUUGUUGUAAAAUUUAUUGACUGGUAACAUAAACUUAAAAAGAAAUCCUGUAUAUUAAUAUUAACUUCGCUUUUGUUUGUGUGUUCUGUGUUCAGGGCAGAUUUUUUGGACAGCUAAUUGACCCACUUCCCAUGUACUUCCCAUCAUCCUAUCGAGCUGAAACUUGGGGUCAUAGACUCCUGAUGACAACACAUUAUGUCAAAUUUUCAGCCCCAUCCCAAUACCAAAAAAAACAGUUUAUCCUGUUUUUUGCUAGGGGAAGCUUAAUGACCCAUAUCCUGUCAUCCUAUUGAGCUGAAACUUGGUGGCACAUGAACUUGUUGCAGAUAAAAACACAUUCUAUCAAAUUUUCAACCCCAAAGAUCAGUUUUUCAAGGGGAAGAUAAAGGAAAUAUGAUGCAGUUAUUACCUAAGAACUGUGGCCAUCGCUAUGUCGCACAAAAAUGUAUACAAAGAAUAUGUGCAAAAAAAAAAUGUUUUUAAGGGUUGUUUAAUUUUGUUGUGCUGUUACUUUUUAGUCAAUUCAAUUUUUUUUUAUCCACAGGAUCUUGAUGGCACAGCCUUAGGACUGCUAAAAAGAUCAGAUAUUGUUGGACCUCCUUUAGGAGGUAUACUUAAAGUAAAAAAACUUGGAGUAGCUCUCAAGCUGUUUAGGGACAUCAGAGAUCUCUUAUAUCAAGGCAAUUCUGAUAACUACCUUGAUCCCUAUGAAGAAAAACCAUUUUUGAGGUCUUGAUGAUGGCUUAAAUUAGGUUUUAGGACUAGGUGUAUAUACCAUAUUUCUCAGGAAUAAGAUUUUUAAAUUAUUAACUUGCUCAUUGACAAACCUGUUUUAAAUAAUGUACAGGUUAUGGUAAAACUAUGAAUAAACAUGUGAAUAUACAAGGACAGCUUGUGUUCCCAUUUAUGUACAUUUACGUACAUUUUAUCCCCAUGCAAACGAAUUCAUGUUCCAUGAAUUUAUAUUAAAUUCUAAAGCACUGCAUUUUAGUUAAAUGCAAUUUAAAAGGGGGAAAAUGAAAUCAAAUAAUGGACAGCUUGUGGUGAUGUAAUUUGAGCUUUAAGUAGCUGCCAUGUGACAUUGGUUUUGUUGAUAAGAUGUGCAUUUUCAAAAAAGAAAAAUUUGACACACUCUUUGGUUAUUUUUUCUUUACCUGUAUUUUAUGAGAAAUACCUGAAGUCAAUUGGUUGUUUAAUGCGUUGUCAUAUUUGUCGUCUAAUUUUAAAAAAGCUGCAUGUGAUUGCUAACCAAAAUUAAAUGUAUGUUUUGCUCUUUUUUUUUAAAAUUUAAUUAUUUGCCACAAUAAAUGAACAUGUGUAUGAAUACCAUAUGAAAGAACGGUAGUAUGCUAUAGUUUAUGAUCUUGCUGGCAGAACUAAAGAGAUGUAUUGUACCAAACAUAAAUAUUUGGGAAACAAUUGUAAAUAUUUUAUAUCAUUAAGCCAAAGACAUUUGGGCUUGAAAGCUUUGUAGUUGGCAAACAGCUGGCACACACCUUGUGAAUACCUUUAGAUGACUCCAUCGUAUUGUAUUUCUCUCCUAUUUGUUUUUUUACAGUUCUAUCAUUUCCCUUUUUAUCCCAAAUGUAUUUUAUUUCACUUAUUCCUUAAACCACUUAAAUGGGUAUUGACCAACUUAAAAGGCAAAUGCUAUCUGCUGAGACAAAUGUUGGUCAGCAAUGAAGGUGUUUUAAGCAAGCCUUUAUUACAACGGGUCACGCUAUGCAGCCUCUGUCUUGGGAGCUACUUUCUUGCCAUUCAUAAAGCCUUUACUUUACAUCUUAUGGAGGCUCACCAGUGAUAUUUGCAAGAAUCUAUUUGGAGGCUGGUCUUUGUCAAAGGUUCACAUUUAUAACCAAGAGGAAACAUGAUUAAUGUAUUUUGUUCCACGGCUGUCAGAUUUGUUUUGUCAGAUUCCAUGGGAGACCAUAUUUGCUCAAUACAUUUCUAUUUACUUAGUGAAAACUCAUUCCCUGUAUUUUAUUUAUCUGGUUAGAUUAACAGUGCCGCUCAGUACUUACUUAUCUUGUUCUUUAUGACACAGGGAUAUCAUUUACAGUCUUUGUUUUACUUUGAAAGAACUCCCCACUACUAAUAUUAGCGUUACAAGUAAAGUUACCAUACAUUUAGAAAAAGAAAGGAGUUAAUUGGUCCAUGUAAAUCUUGUUACUUGUCAAAUUACAGAAGCCUUACAUUGAACUGUACAUCAAAACCAAUAUAUAUAUGUAGGGGAGAGACUGCUAUCAGGUUAGCAAAAUGAGUAAUGGGUAAAAACCUGAAAAAGGACAUCAAGAAAACAAUGAAUGUGUCGGCAGGAAGCCUUCAUCAGUGAACAAACAACUGAAAAAACAAGAUAUAAAAGAAAGCACUGGAUACUACUACUCAGCUAAGUAAAAUAUAAAAUAAAAAGCUGUGACUUUGCAAUGUAAGAAC